Anguilla rostrata (American eel) is the source of this 4863-nucleotide messenger RNA. Its product is annotated as collagen alpha-1(XI) chain-like. The transcript is spliced from 39 exons. Lineage: Eukaryota; Metazoa; Chordata; Actinopteri; Anguilliformes; Anguillidae. Gene Ontology annotation, molecular function: extracellular matrix structural constituent conferring tensile strength. Gene Ontology annotation, biological process: extracellular matrix organization. The record is from RefSeq and is a predicted model, not a curated record. The coding region runs from base 457 to 2799 and encodes 780 amino acids.
UGUGUGUGUGUAUGUGUGCGUGCGUGUGUGUAUGUAUGUGACAUGUUUUACUGACUGAGUCUGUCCUCUCUCACAGGGCCUCACUGGUGCAGUAGGAAGCCCCGGCAGUAGAGGACCCAGAGGGUUUCAGGGUGCUGGGGGAGAGCCUGGAGAGGGAGGUUCCCCUGGAGCCACGGGUCCACCAGGACAGCCGGGACCGCCUGGUGCCCCUGGACCAAACGGAGACAGAGGUUUCAGUGGGAAGGCAGGUGUGGAGGGGCCCCAGGGACCUGUAGGCAUGUAUGGUUAUCCUGGAACAGUGGGAAUGCGCGGAAGACCAGGUCACAUGGGAGAGAGGAACAUUCCUUUUCUGAGACAUUCCAGAACACGAAGUGAUUUUCUUGCAGAAGGGAAGGCGGAGUGAACGCCGCAUGCUUUCAGAAAGGGGAGCCUGGUUUGAGAGGUCUCCGGGGUCUCAUGGGGAAACAAGGAGCUCCAGGUAAACCAGGACCUCCAGGAGAGAGAGGCCCCCCAGGGCCACAGGGUCGCCUGGGAGACACCGGACCCACGGGGCUGGAUGGACCUCCUGGCCGCCCUGGUCUCCCAGGCACGGACGGAGCAUUGGGGAAGCCAGGGGCCCCAGGAAGCAAAGGACCACAGGGGCCACAGGGUUUGGAUGGGCCCCCUGGAAAUCCAGGCAAAGAGGGGGAGCAGGGAUUGAUGGGACCAGCUGGAGAGAAGGGGGACAGGGGCAUUCUGGGACCCCCAGGGGAUGCUGGCCCCCAAGGACUAGACGGAGAACAGGGUGUCAUGGGUCCAGCCGGUGUGGAGGGUCCACCCGGGGAGAAAGGGGAACAGGGGGAUUCAGGUCCCUGUGGCAAGGUUGGCCCCGAGGGGCCCAAAGGAUACCCAGGGCCCCAGGGUGCCAAGGGCCUGCCGGGCGAGCUGGGCCAGCCGGGCAAUGAGGGUGACGCUGGGCCUCCUGGAGAACGGGGAGACCCAGGUCCUAAAGGAGAAAAGGGCGAUGUGGGCCCCAUCGGGUUUCAGGGACUGGAGGGGCCUGCCGGGGACCUCGGGGACAAUGGGGAGAGGGGCCCCAAAGGGGAGAAGGGCCACAUUGGAAUGCUGGGCCAGGUGGGAUUGCUGGGGGGAAUCGGACCCCCCGGUUUGGCUGGACUAGAGGGAGCUAUGGGGCCACAGGGACUCCCAGGGCCAGAUGGAGCUCAGGGACUGAAGGGGGAGGUGGGGCCCAAUGGUCUGAUUGGCCCCUCUGGAGACCCAGGGCCUCAGGGCGUGGCAGGUCAGGCGGGACUGAAAGGCGCCAGGGGAAACCCAGGUCCUCGGGGUGCCGUAGGAAAGCGGGGUCCGUGGGGACCCGUUGGCCCAAAGGGGCUGGAAGGACCGGAGGGGGGAAAGGGGCUGUCGGGGGAGAAAGGGGAGCCAGGAGAGGAGGGGCCGGAGGGUUUGCCAGGGAUCAGAGGGCCGCCUGCCCUGCCCGGAUUAGAGGGGUCACCAGGUGAAGCAGGCGCUCGGGGGGCACCAGGACCACCAGGAUCCCAGGGUCCCAUUGGCGGUCCAGGGCCCGCAGGAAGACAGGGACCAAAGGGAGAAAAGGGGGAAGAUGGAAAAAUUGGUCGCCAGGGAAAAACGGGUCACGUUGGACGGAGGGCCAAAUCGGGGAAGGCAGGAAUGAGGGGCACGCGAGGACCCAGAGGAGAAAAGGGAGCGAGAGGAGAGCCCGGAGUGAUGGGACCCCCAGGGAGGCAGGGACCUUUCGGUAUCCCCGGCUUACGAGGGGAAAAUGGGGGUCCUGGUCUGAAAGGGGCGGAGGGGGAGAAAGGGACCAUGGGCCCACCGGGGCCUCCUGGAGGAGACGGACUGAAGGGCACCCAGGGUUCUCUGGGGGAAUCGGGCCCACCGGGACAGAAGGGAGACCAGGGACACAUCGGUCCCAUCGGGACGCGUGGGGACCCUGGAAUGCCCGGACUACCUGGAUUGUUUGGAGAAAAGGGACUGAAAGGGUUUGAAGGACUGCCAGGACCAGCUGGGCCGAUGGGGCUGCCUGGGCCACCUGGUCCCCCAGGUCCACCGGGGCCCGCAGUGAACCUCACACUGACAAAGCUAAAGGAGCUGACGUACGCAUCGGACCGGCCCGAUUACCCGCUGAUCCAGUCGCUGCUCGACUCGCUGCAGCGGGACCUGCGGCUGCUCGUGGACCCGCCCGACGGCACCAAGGAGCACCCGGCCGCCACCUGCCUGGAGCUGUGGCUGUGCCGGCCCGACUUCCCCAGCGGGAUGUAUUACAUCGACCCAAACCUCGGCAGCCCAGCGGACGCUCUCCUGGUGCACUGUAACUUCACCACAGCCGGGGGGCAGACCUGCGUGUCCCCCAGGAACGAACAGGUGCCCAUUAAAGCGUGGCUGAAGGACUCUGGAGCUGAAAGCUCUUUCCAUUGGCUGAGCACGCUGGAGAGGGGCUUCCAGUUUGAGUACCCAGGCGCCAGUGUGGUCCAGAUGAGGUUCCUCCGGCUGAACAGCCGUUCGGCCACGCAGAGAGUGACGUUCUCCUGUCGCCAUGGGAGCAGGCUGGGACCGAGGGAGAGAGACGUCAAAUUCCUGGCCAACACUCGGAGGCAGAGUUUCUUGGGCACGCUGAGAGACUGCGUGCAGCCCGUGGAAGAAGGGGAUUCUGGGCCGCAGCAGUCCACAUUUCAGUUCGAUGAGCCGGACCUGCUCCCGAUCCGGGACCUGGCGGUGUUUGGCAGCAGCGACCUCACGCAGGAGUUCGGCUUCACCAUCGGGCCGGUGUGCUUCAGCUAAGGAGGGGUCCCCCCUUCCCAACACCCCGUCAACAUCACCACCACCCCCCAAUGCCCUCACUCCCCCACCACACACACCUCUCCUUACAAGUGGGGCCCACAUGCCACUGCAAACUGGACCAGGAGAAGCCAGAAGAAUGAGGACAAAGGGAAUCUCUACUCCUCUGUCCCACAAUUCCUUGUUUUCCGCUGAUCACCAGAGAGAGGUAGCUGCACUAGCAGGACCAUGCUCUCCCGCGUUUCUCAUGGUUUACAGAGGCAGACCGGCGCUCCACGUUUUACUCGUAUUUAAGACUCCCUGUGAGAGUGGCAACAUCUCCAGAAAUGGGUUCUCCAGAAGGACUACCUUGUUUUUUUCCUGUUUGAAUUUCCUGUUUGUGUUUACAGAGACAUUUAUAUUGAAACAUUUUGUUAAUUUAUAUAUUUUAUGUUUUUCGGUUUGUUUUCAUAUAUAAUGGUACUUUUUUAUUGUUAAUCCAGGUUUUUUUUUUUAAAUAGCAGUGGUAUAAAUACUGUACAGUCAUUUUAUUUGAUUUUUCUUACUCGAUCAGCUCGCUCAAGUGUUCGAGGCCCUGAGAGCUGUUGCUAAUAGUAUGGCAGGCUUAUCUUGCACAACUUCAACAAUGUGUUCCUGUGCAGAACACAGCUAAUAUUCUCUCAGAUGGGCUCACAAAGCACUACUACUACCUCCCUUAAGGGUUGUUGGUUAGUUGAAUCUCUCAGUAAACUGACUUAAAAUUUUAAAAUCUCAUGUGUAACAAACUGGUGCCCGACCUGCUUUUUUUUCCCAGUUCACUUUAAACGGUAAGUGUGGUGGAUUAACCUUUACCCUGAUGCUAAAAUGAGAAUGAGCGCCCGGCCUCAUACUGAAAUAUGCGUUCUGGCAGCUGAUUCCCGACCUGAUAGGAACCCAAUUCGUGUUGCUGACAUUCGCAGGAGCGGAGAGGAAUUUUUUAUGUUCCCCUCUUUCCAGCGACAGUUGAUAUGGGAAUAUAUGAAUUUGAAAAGCGACCGGAGGAUGUGCAAGUCCAUACGCAGCACAUUCCGAAUUCCCAGCAAGCGGCUUCGCAAGGGCAUCCAGACUUAGGGAGGCUGUCGCAAGAGAGAACAAACGCAAACAUCUAUCUUGAGAAUAAACUCCUUGGGAUGGUCACGUUACUGAUAAAGCUGUCUGCUCAACCUUUCGUAAAAGGCGCAUUAAAUUGGUGCUGUGUAGCACUCGAAGACUGUGGGCGGACGAUGGAGAUCUCAGGUUAAACAAAUGCACAUUAAAAAUUAAUAAAUGACAUCAGCUGUGUACAACAAUAACACAAUUUGCAACGAUAUUAAACGUGUUACACUUCAGCAAAGACAGGGCUUGAAUCUUUUGUGUUUGUACUGCAGGGUAUUGCGUAUUUUCAAAUAUGUUGACAUGUUUCUCCUUUGUGAACUGACCAACAAUGCCCUUACUGUAGACUUCAGGGAGUCAUGAAGCAAGUACCUACAGUGCCAUCUUCAGCCUCCUGUCCAUCACGGCUAACCAAAGAGACACAUCUCGGCGUCUCCUGCUAAAAUUGCUGUAGUCAGUGCAGUCGUGUACUGAACAUGAAUACCUGUACCUUGCAAAAUAAUGCUCUUAAAUGCUACAGGUGAUGUGCAGGUAAUUUUGCUUUUGCUUGUUGAAUAUGUGUUCAGUGCUCUCUUUUGCCUACAGUGCUGUUUAUGUAACGUACAUGAAUAAGAUCAGUAACUAUUCCACAGUCAUUUUUUACCAGUCGUGUGCCCAAGGUUAGCCUUUUGGUACAUUGUUGCAUAGCUUCAGUGAACUUUCACAUCAAGCCCCAGUACACACUAUGGGAACAUAUCAAUUUUAAAUAUGGUUGACUUAGCUGGCUGAGACUAAUCCAUUGGUGCUAUACCUGAUACAGCAAAUGUUUUUUUCCCAGUCAUUGUUUUUGUAUUAUUAGCGUACUUGUUGCAAUAUUUUUUUAUUAAAUGAUAUGCUGGUCAUUUGUUUUAGUUUUAUGAGUGGUUCACCCUUGAAAUCACAGCAGUGUAUCAGAUCAAUAAACAAUUACUUUAUUCA